This is a messenger RNA of Penicillium argentinense, 240 nucleotides long. RefSeq lists its product as uncharacterized. The record is from RefSeq and is a predicted model, not a curated record. The transcript is spliced from 2 exons. Lineage: Eukaryota; Fungi; Ascomycota; Eurotiomycetes; Eurotiales; Aspergillaceae. The coding region runs from base 1 to 240 and encodes 79 amino acids.
AUGGGGCUGGCCUUACCCAUUCUUUUCGCCUCGACCAUCUCAUAUUUGAUUCCAGCUCCAACCGCGUUCGCCGAAGUCGGUUGGAAAUACUACCUUCUUUUCAUUAUUCUCUCAGUCGGAAUUGCACUGGAAGAGAUAGGAGAGACAUUUGGGGGUGAAGUCGUGAUCCACUUAACCGGUCUCUCGGACGAGCAGAAAGAAGACUUGGACAAGGCUAUUGAGACAGGGAGGAGGACAUGA